Molecule: messenger RNA, 1200 nt
Organism: Venustampulla echinocandica
Lineage: Eukaryota; Fungi; Ascomycota; Leotiomycetes; Helotiales; Pleuroascaceae
Exons: 5
Coding region: 1-1200 (399 amino acids)
Source: RefSeq, a predicted model, not a curated record
AUGACGCGUUUGUACACAACAAGCUUUCGUUGUGCGGUAUGCCUCCGAGAAGGUCCGUUUGGGUGGCUGUACAGAUGCACCCAGGACCGAGAACUUGUUCUUGAAGAUGAUAUAGAUCGGGGAUAUCCAGUGGACAAGAUCGAUGGCCUUUACGAUACCUUUGACAAGCCGAAUGCGCCCCGAACGAGAAGCCCUGCAGCACGCCUAUCAAAAUUGAGCUUUCUAGAGGAAGUUAGCGAUGAGGAACUAAAAACUUAUACUAAGUCACAGAUCAGUCAAAUAUUACAUCAGAGGGCCCAAGUUUUGGACUUGGCCGCUGAAUCAGCCACUAGCCCUCCAGAGGCUCGAUUUUACACCCCACCAAGUUCCAAGAGUGCAAGAUCAACCUUCCCAUCCCCCUCGAAACCGCCAUCAAAGAACUUAAACAAACCGUGGUUGCCUAUCCAGGGCGGAGAAUGCCAAUUCAAGUGCUGCCACAAAUGCCGUCCCACAUUGGGUGAACGUGCAUAUCUCAGCCUCAACGGCAUUGCUGAUAACGAUGUCCCGUUGACCGCCAGUACAGGCUUCGGCUUCCAUUUGGACAAAGUCCGGCCAGUCACACUUGUGAAAUAUGUGAAGAGUAUUGGCUUGAGACCUUCACCUCCCCCACGUUCUCAUUACGAAGACGACACCAGAAGACGAGUAUUCCUGGCCCAGAACUUUGCCGCCUCUCAAAAUCCCGACCCCCCCUUUGGUCUUGGCAUCUUUUCAACAGAGAGCGCGGACCCAUCUCCUCCUGCACCCCCAAACACUCCAUCCGCUUCGCCUCCUCUUCUGUCCGGCCUAUCUGUCUCAGACACGGUUUCUACUGUCAUCCCUUCCAUAGGUAUCGACGAAAGUUUAACUUAUAGCUCCAAGGUUGAAACGGUUCUCGACCAGGGAUUUCCAAUUCCGCCUGAUUUCCAACCCUCUUUUCGGCCAGACCAGCUCACACGUCCAACCCUUACCGCAACCCCAUCAUUCAACAUGGCAUGUUCACUGCCUCUUCCCAUCCAAACCUUAGAAGAGCUAGAAGCGACCAAGACACCAUUGACUCCAAUGGAGAAAGACGAACUGAAUGACGGUAAGUUUGGCAGCCGACCGUUGGAGGUUAGAAAUGGAGUGGCGGUCAAGGAGGAAGGCGUUGAGGGACACUGGGCAGAUGUUGUUACACAGUUGUGA